CUCCCCGUCCCGCCCCGCCCGCCCGUGCCGCCAGCCGGCCUCCUUUCCGGAACUCUAAGCUGCCCCUCCCCGAGACCCCCUCGCCGGUGGGGGGACCCGGGUCGAGCCCGGGCGCUCUGUUAGCCAGAGGCAGGCGGAGGAGACCGGGUCGGCCGGGGCGAGCCGCCGAGGAGUAGCGGAGCCCGCCCUGCACACCCGGGAGAGAAGUGGGAGGGAGGCAGAGUUACGUGAGGCAGCGCGGAGUGAGUGAGCUUGGGUCCGACUCGAGGUCAGGCUCAGGACCGAGGCUGGUGGGCCAGGCCCCCGAGCCGGCGUUACACCGGCUCCGAGGAGCACUGAGCGGACACAGAGGGACGGACCGAGCGAGGACACAUGGCCUCGCCAUUCCUGCCCGCGGGGGCCACCACGGGCGACAGCGGCGGAGAGCUGAGCUCGGGGGACGACUCCGGUGAUGUGGAAUCCUUCCAGAGCCCCGAGACCGAGGCGUCCGGGAGCCUGACCGAGCUCUUUGAGAAGGCUGCAGCGCACCUCCAAGGCCUGGUUCAAGUGGCCAGCAGGGAGCAGCUCUUGUACCUGUAUGCCAGGUACAAGCAGGUCAAAGUUGGAAAUUGUAAUACUCCUAAACCAAGCUUCUUUGAUUUUGAAGGAAAGCAAAAAUGGGAAGCAUGGAAAGCACUUGGUGAUUCAAGCCCCAAUCAAGCAAUGCAGGAGUAUAUCGCAGUAGUUAAGAAAUUAGAUCCAGGUUGGAAUCCUCAGUCACCAGAGAAGAAAGGAAAGGAAGCAAAUACUGGUUUUGGUGGGCCUGUUGUUAGUUCUCUGUAUCAUGAAGAAAUCAUCAGGGAAGAAGACAAAAACAUAUUUGAUUACUGCAGGGAAAACAACAUUGACCAUGUAACCAAAGUCAUCAAAUCGAAAAAUGUGGAUGUGAAUAUGAAAGAUGAAGAGGGAAGAGCUCUACUCCAUUGGGCAUGUGAUCGAGGACAUAAAGAACUAGUUACAGUCCUGCUACAAUAUAGAGCUGAUAUUAACUGUCAGGAUAAUGAAGGUCAGACAGCUCUACAUUAUGCUGCUGCCUGUGAGUUUCUGGACAUCGUGGAGCUGCUGCUGCAGUCUGGCGCCGACCCCGCUCUCAGAGACCAGGACGGCUGCCUGCCGGAGGAGGUGACAGGUUGCAAAGCCGUGUCUUCCGUGUUGCAGCAGCACACGACGGGCAAGGCUUAAUCGAAAGACUGGAAAACCACACUCUGUAACAUCAGAGAGCGUCAACGAUGAAGGAAAACUGCAAAAAUAAUACUUCUUUUACCACCCGUCUUUGGUAUACAUUGGCUAAUAAAAGCGGUUCUGAGGAACUGGGA
Molecule: messenger RNA, 1355 nt
Organism: Neomonachus schauinslandi (Hawaiian monk seal)
Lineage: Eukaryota; Metazoa; Chordata; Mammalia; Carnivora; Phocidae
Gene: ACBD6
Product: acyl-CoA binding domain containing 6
Exons: 8
Coding region: 373-1221 (282 amino acids)
Molecular function (GO): protein binding; fatty-acyl-CoA binding
Source: RefSeq, a predicted model, not a curated record